UUCUUUGCAUCCUUAGGUUUGAAUAUUUUAGUAGAUAGCAUCGGGCAUGUGCGCAGCGCAGUGAACGUUGGCAACGUUUGCACCAGUUCGGUACCAGCGCGGAAGGUAAACACAGGAUCGAAGAUGUCAACAAAAACGGAGGUUACAGAGUUGCGAGAGAAAGGAAAUGAAUGUGUCCGUGCAGGAAACUUUGCUGAGGCAAUACUACAUUACUCUCAUGCAAUCAAGCAGGAUGGUUCUUCCCCUCAGCUGUACAGCAACAGAUCCUUUGCCUUCCUGAAGCUUCAGCAGUAUUACCAUGCCCUUGAGGAUGCCAAUGAAGCAAUACGACUUGACCCUACCUGGGCAAAAGGUUAUUUUCGUCGAGGGGAAGUCGAAUUUGCAACAGGCUUGUUUGACCAUGCCCUUGAGUCUUACCGACGGGCCUCCCAGCUGCAUAAUGACCCCACAUUACUGGAAUGUGUGCUAAAGGCUAACAGGGAAUUGACUCGCCAGCAGAAGGUUGACCAGCAGACUCCUUGGGUUGGGGCAGGAAUCGGUUUGAUCUUGGGUGUGCUAGUGGUGGUUGGAGAUGCAGCUGUAGCAAAUGCUUCCAUUCUUACGCAUCCAGUUCUUCAGUCACUAGUGACCAUUGUGUUCUCCUUGCUGGGUCUGGGUCUUGGAUUCUGCUACAGAGCAUACAUACAGAACACCAGGAAAGCUUUACUAGAGCGCCCUCUGGACCUAAUGGAUAUGGAUAAUGACAACUCAAGAAAUGGAGUUGGAGGUACCAAGGAGCAAGGGAGUGGCAAAGGUGGACAGGAAGGGGAGGAGCGACGCCAUCACCCCCGCUACACCAAGGCUCGGGCCCGGCAGCGCUAUAAGAAGGGCAAGUCAUAGAUAGUCGCUAGACUCGUCACUUAUCUUUAUACAUUUAUAUGAAUGUAUUGGUUGUUAUGCAGUAAUAACACUAGAUUAUGUUCUUUUAUUUUAUCAUUGGUUUUAUAUCACAGUUGUAGUAUUGGGUUGUAAAUUUCAGUACGCAUUAGGAGAGGUCAGUGAAAGUUACUUGUGAAAAUCUUUUCUUACAUAACUAAUAUAAACUGAAUAUAGAUUGCAAAAUAAGUUGCAUUCAACUUUUCUUUGCCAACUUAUAAUACUAAAAAAAGCUUUUGUUUUCCACAAAUAUAAAUUGUUUGAUUUCUCAUUUAAGUUAAAUUUGUUAUGUUUUAUUGUUAUCAAAUAUAUUUUUAAUUUGUUGAAAUCUGAAACAUUGCCAUGCAUGUCAAAAAUACUUCUAUUGAUGUGGUAAUGCAAAGAUUUUUUGUCAUUAUAAAAUGAGAUGGUAUUUUCUCAUAACCACAACCUAAUGCUUGAACAAUUUUGGGGUCCAUUCCUAAUGAUUUCUGUAGUUUUUUAUUUAUUUAUUUAUUUUUUAUUUAUUUUAUUUAUUUAUUUUUUUCAGAAUGACAUACUCUUUUAGAAAGUGCCUUUAUUUGGAGGACAGGUAGUGCUAGCAGUUUUCAUACAUAAUUUCCUUAAAACAGUCAGGCAGUUCAAAUAAUGAAUUGUCAUGCAAUUGGUUUUUCCUUGUUCAUGCAUCACCAAUUUACAGUAGUCAUUAUUGUAGGAUUUUUUAUGAUACGGAUAUAUAUUACUUGUUGUAGUAAUUAAGGUGCUGUUGGUCAUCAACUUUCAAUUCCAUGAAGAUUCUCUCAUGAAUUUUUAUAUUCCAUUUUGUAUUCACUUGUUUUGACAAUAUACUCCAGGUUUUGUCUUCAUGAAGUAAUUCUGGGACUGUUCACAUGGUAUACUUCACAGCCUUGAUCCUCAGGUACAUGUAAUUCUGGAACAUCCACCUUUCAUUCUCCUCAAUUAAUUCAGUGAUAGAACAAAUAUAUGAACCUUUCUUGCUCCUCUAUUAAUUCCACAAUAGAAAAGAAAUAUGAAUGUUCACUAAUGCUACCAUCUAACUGAUGUAAUAGCAUACAAGUUUCUGCAAAUACUGCUUGACAAAAGUACAAGUUAUUCCAAGUGGAAAAUGUUCUAUAUACAUACGCAGUUUGAGACUUUGGAUGCAAUUCAAAUGUAGCAGAGUGACAGAUACUGGUGGAUAUAUUAUAUGUUGUAGAAAUACCAUGUCUGUAUGCUCCACUUCACUGUAUGUGUGUGUGUGUGUGUGUGUGUGUGUGUAUUUUUGGCCAAUCAUAUAGUAUUUUCUAACUAUUUAUUAUCUUCGUGGCAUAAAACUUUAAACAGCUGACUAGCCUCACCACUUCCCUCUCCCCACUAAGAUGGUGGCAUUGAAUACAUUUAGAUUGUACUGUAUGAAUUUGGCAAGAGAAAAAAAAAAAAAAAAAAAAAAACAGCUAUUGAAAACGCCACACAGUAAGGUUUUCUUUACGAUGUAAAACAUCUGCCUAGCACAGCUGUAGUAUCUGUCAACCCACCACACUUGAAUUAUGCCCUAUGGCUAAAUAAAGCCUGAAACUGCUUUGUAUAUAAAAUAGUUUCUACUUGGAAUAACUUGUACUUUUGUCUCUAGCUGUAUUUGCAAAAUCAAUCUCUCUCUCUCUCUCUCUCUCUCUCUCUCUCUCUCUCUCUCUCUCUCUCUCUCUCUCUCUCUCUCUCUCUCUCUCUCUCUCUCUCUCUCUCUCUCUCUCUCUGGUACCUUACACUUACAAACCACAUUUAUCUGCACAUCAGGAGUAAAUUCCCCUGUAGGCAGUAUAGUCUAUGAAAAAAAUUAAACCAAAGAUUGAUUAACUACAAUCUAAUUAGGACACCAGAGAAUAGAUAAUCAUGUCAUGUUAUGCAAAGUUUGGUUCUAAAAACGUACUGAGAUCUUUCUGGGCCUGAUAACUUUUGAGUUUACUUUGGCUCACUUUUUCAUUUCUGAUGCUGGAAAGAUCAGAUAUAAAAUAAGCCACGUUUACAUUUAUAGUGAAACCAGACUAACUUUGUAUUUGGGCAUUGGCUGCACCUGUCUGCAUUGGUGCCACAUUUAAGGCGGGUUCUCACACGGCAAUUUACAACUGGAAUUGACAGCCACUGCAAGGGUUGCAAUAAGCCCUUUCAGCUGGAGUAUGUUCACACAAUAGUGGCUAGAAAGAAGUGGCUUGAUAGCAGCAUCACUUGCUAAAGUUUCCAUCUCUGCUCCACAGCCAUCUGUUAUUUUUUCUCAAAUUUGUGUAUAAAAAGGGUCUAUGGGGCUUGUAUCCCAACUAGACCUAGCACAAUCAUCAUUUGUCAUUAUGAGCAUAAAUAACACAUCAGUAAUACUAUAAUCUAGUAUUUAUUGAAUACAUACUUAAAAUCUUUUAGUACCUACCACUGGCACAGUUUUCCACAAUGUUGACAUAAUAUCCUGCAUUUUUUUUACUUUUUAAGAAACUGCUGUAAAUUUAAUUUAUCUUUUGGUAGUGUAGAAAAAGAAAUGAUUUACCAUAUUUGAUGGCUCAUAAGAUGCACCUUUCGUCCAACAAAAAGUCUCAGGAAAUGGGCCUUCGUCCUAUGAAGCCAAGGUUCAGUAUUGAGGUAGUGGUUGGUGGUCAGUCUAUAUAUGGCAAGAGAGACUAUAAUAUCAAACCCCAGACAUCUUCACACUUGUAAACAAAGUAAUGAUUGGUACUACACCACAAAACAAUUAAUUCUUUCUUUAAUGAAAACAAUAUAUAAUAGUUCAUACUUAUAAGUAAUUCACAUAGAAUGACACCAGUCAAGAAGAGUUUCCAUACCUCACAUGAACCAAAACAAAACACGCAAUCGGUGAUCUUGAUCUUGAUAUGGACAAGACUCACUCCAUUCUUUACAGUGUUACUCCUUGAGGUAAAACACACUUUCACACAAUUAAAAUUGCACCUAUCAUUUAACAUUCUUACAUAUUUUUACAUAUUCAUGUAAAAAAAUGACAAAAAAAAAAAAUUAUGAUUAUUAGGCCUGUAGUCUCUCAGUCAGUCUAAUAAUAUUAGACUUACAGAUGGCAGCUUCCAGUCCUAAGUAUUCUGGAACGUAUUCUGAAAUAAAUAAAGUAUUUCUUUAGAAUUUAUUUUUUAGGCUUCUUUACUAUAAAAAUUAAGUUUUUAAUGAGUUUUAUAGAUUUUUGUCAUUGUUAUAUAUAUAUAUAUAUAUAUAUAUAUAUAUAUAUAUAUAUAUAUAUAUAUAUAUAUAUAUAUAUAUAUAUAUAAUCUGCCAAAACUGAUUGCAUCUUAUGAGCCAUUAAAUAUGGUAUGCUGUUCCAGGUAAAUUGUCAGUGAGAAAUAUUCACCAUUCAAUUAAUUAAGAUACUUUUGCACCUGAAAUUAGGCCUAGGUGGCAGAGCUACUUUGAUCAACAGGUUAAUAGUGAAUAUUUCUCGCUGAAAAUGUACUUGCAACAGCACGAGUCAUUCCUUUCCCUAUACUACCAAAAUAAAUGGUUAAUUCACAGCAUUUACUUAAAAAAAAAAAUGCAAGAUAAUGUCCAUACUAUGCAGAUCAGAUCUAUACAAGUUGGAGGUACUUGUAUGUUUCAAGUAUUCAAUAAAAAAAUUAAUAUCAGAUUAUGAUUCUAGUGGUGACGUGUUAUAUGCUCUCAUGAUGACAAUUGAUGCUUACUGUGGCUGGGAUAUACAUAAGUUUGAGCAAAAAUAACAGGCAGGUGUGGAGCACAAGUAAACCCUUAUGGAUGGAGACUUCCAUGCACACAACAGCUGCCAUCUCAUCAGAUGUCCUUUUCCAAAGGCUUUUCUUGUUGUAUAGAGCAUGUCUUGGAUCUCAGACAUUUCGUUGAUCCCUCAUCAGCCUCAGCAUCAUCUUUUCUGCCUCUGAACACAUCUUGCACAACAUCCUUUGUGAUGUCACAAUGUAAACAAAGCCACUAGUGGCUGGACAAAACAUUGUGUUGGGUCAUGUUAUGCAGCUGACAGUUCCAGUUGGAAAUUGUCAUGUAUGAACUCCCCUUUACACUUAACACACACACAUGGCAAUUUCUUUCUCUUCAGUCACAGCAUUCACAUUAACUCUUCUUUGCUUUUAAGAUCUCUCUUGCAGUUUUCUUCAUUUAGCCUUUCCUAUUUAUUCAUGGUGUUUCCCUUACUCUUUACUUUUCAACUGCAUAUUUGACAUUUGAUCAAGCAACCUUCACCAAUUGAUUUUGUUUCUUCUCUGCAUGUCAAAACCAAUGUAACACUUUUAGCUUUCCUUGAUCAUAUGACACAUCCAACACAGGCCUCAUAUCCUCUCUAAAAAGUCAAAGAAAUUGAAAUGUAAAAAUUUUACAUUUGAUUAGCUCCUAUACACCAGGGCCAGUAUCAUAAUUUUAUGAUAACAGACCAGGAUAUAGUGAACACUAUUUAUAAAGAAUUGUGUUGGCCAAUUAGAUCAUUAUCAUUUAUAUGUUGGCAUGUAUGUAUAUGUUUAAAUGCAGCAUUUAAAGGCCUGCCUAUAUUAUUGGGCAGUGCUGAACUGGCCCUAUUACCACGUCUAUCUCAUUCCAAUACAUAAGCUGGGGGAGUGUGAGUGGCAGGCAUAGAGGUGCAUCAGAAUAAAAAAAAAGUACAUGAACUGCCAAACCAAACCAUUUCUUUCCUAAAGUAGGGGUGGCACGUAUAACUGAUACAACAUAGAGGGCAGGUGGCAUCUGUAGUUGACCUGGAUUUUACAGGCUUAAUAUCAAAUUUUUAGGCCUGCAACAUUCUUCCUUCAUGAUGAUAUCAUCGUCUCCCUCUUGAGCCUCAGUGUCCUGUAAAAAUGAGGGUAAAUUUGCUCCUAAACAACUUCUUGAAAAUUCUAUUGGUAGAGAAUUAGAAGUUAUGAAUAUUGGGAUUUCUCAAUUUAUGUGUUUAGAAUAUGUAAUUUUGGAAUAAUAAGCUAAAAAAAAAACCUAGUCAUUUUUUCAUAAUAUACAGAUUAUUUAGAAUAACAUGUCAAAAAAAUAAAAUUGUGUGGCUGGUUUAGUUCCAUGUGAACACCAAAUGUUCCCAAUGUGUACUGCCAACAUGCUGUAAUCUUCACCUUAAUGUCAGCUAAAUACUGACUUGGUAUAUACUGUACAUUUUAGUUCAGUAAUCAUGUUUGCUUUAUGUGAUUUUUUACAUAACACCAUCCCUUCAAGAACAUAUCCCUCACAUACUUCAAAAAAUUCCUGUAUCAUAAGUGACACACCAAUACUAUUUGCCUUAGUGUAUCUACAAAAUUAUUAGAUAUAGGUAUUAUCGUGAAUGAGUGACUGAGAAAUACUGGUGAGGGAAUCAAACAAAGGAGGCUUAGGACACCUGGCUGGGGCCCUAGCCAAGGUGCUGUAUGGCAGGCGAUCUUCCAAACUCAGACUGAGAAAGUGCUGAAAGUUACUUUACUUCAUCACUUUACUAGAGAUGCACAUCACCAAAAGAGUUUGGGUCUGCAGAGGAUGACUUGAUAAGGGUGGUUCUAUUACAUUUUAUGCAAUUGGUUACCUUAGCUUUAAUAUUAGAUUUAGUAACAGAAAAUGGCUUUUUUUUUUUUUUUUUUUUUUUUUUUUUUUACACUAGUGCAGGUGGGAGUGACAUCCGUGAGGAAAGUCUCCAUCCUUUAUGGAUUAAGUGGUAUGUAAUAUUACAAGCAAACUUGCUUGGUAAAGGCAGAGCCUGAUGGGCCAUGUCCACUACUGUAGGGUGUUCUUUACUUUAUGAGGUAAAACAGUUUCAGAGAUGAGAGAAAUGCACUUCACAAUAAGUACCCAUCCGGCAUUGCUCAAUAGUGGACAGGCCUUCAGUGAAACAUAGGUAUGGUUUACAGCAUAUAAAUUGUGUUUAGACUUAAGAAUGAAAAAUAAAUAGUGAAAUGGUAUGGAAUUGUAGUCAGUUGAUAGUGGGCAGUCAUACUUCCCUGAAACCAUUCAUUCAUAUGAGACAUCUAAAAAUAAAGGGGCUUCUACACAAAUUAAAUGGUUUUUAAUUAGGCCCAGAUCAUAAAAGGGGUAAACAGAUGUGCUCCAUUUAUAUACAAGAGUUCAAGCUAACUUCAGGGUCAGAGAGGCCUCUAAAUAAGCAGGUUAUAUUUAUUAACAUGUAAUGCAACUGUCCCACUCCCUACUGUAUUGUAAAAAUUAAAACCAUCUAAAAAUUGUAUUUUGGCACAGAUGCCUCUUUGUUUCUACACAUUUCUUACUAGUCAGAAUAAAACACCAUAAUUUCAGCUGAAAGGACAAAGAUGUAUCUACAAAAGUUUUAAAACCUGGAAGAUGAUCCACAAUGGUAACAGACUCAUCUGUCAGUUAAGUUCAUGAAUUGUAAUAACAAAUCACAAGGCAACACUUCCAUUCCAAUAUAAUCACACAUCCCAUUCACAAGGCACCCCUGUUAUUCUCAUGUUCUCACACUUCAUCCUAUCUCCUCAUAUAGUCAAAUGUGAUGAAUCAAAUUUAACUCACAUCCAUAAUUUUGUUGAAUCAAAUUCAUAUUCAUUAUCAUUAAAAUGCAGUUAUUAUCUUUGUCAUAAUAUGCAAGUGGUGAUGCAAGUAUUUGCAUUAUUCUUGGGAAGUUAUAAAUCAGUCAAUUUUAAUCCACCCAAUGCCAGCACUAUGAAUUUAUGGCAGCAACUUGAAAGAAAUUUAGCCUUAUUAAUUAAUUAAUUAAUUGAACUUGACAGAACACAAUCCAAACCUUACUCUAGCCUGUGGAUGUGUAUAUAACCAUAUAACAUGCCUUUGAAAGUGCGCAGACUCACAAUUUCAAAUGAUGAGCGUGUUGUAGGGUUGUGUCUGGAGAGCUGCUUCAUAGAAUACCACACACCACUUCUACUUUUUGAAAACCAACAGGAAAAAUGCUACACAACACUCUCCAUCUCAUGAGAAUAACAAUACCCUACUGAUCAUUCAGUGAAAUAAAUAGUGCUAAUCCUCAUUCCUUUAUAUCAAGGGUUCUCAACCUGGGGUUUGCAAACCCCCAUGGGUACUUAGAUGGUUGAUCUAAUAAUAUUCUUUAGAGUACUAUUGCAUAUUGUGUUAGCAUCAGUCACUAAAUUAAUAUACUUAGUGGCUGAUCUAAUAUCCUUUGCAGUACAACUGCAUAUUGAUUUAGUGUCAGUCACUAAAUUAACAUUGUGUUCAACGUCAGAUUACUGGGCGGUUCAGGUAGGUGGUCUUAUAACUCAGGGGGUUCUUAAAGAGAAAGGUUGAGAAUCCCUGCCUUGUAUGAGUAUAGUACAAGUAACCUAACAAUCAUAUGUAGUACACUGACAUUUUGGAAAAUUUCUAUUAUUGAGGCAAACUACACCAUUUCAUAAACAUCCAUGAUAACCACAGAUCAUCAGCACCACAAAUACCACUGGCCUCACUAUUUGUUACAUUAUACACACCCAUGCCAGGCAACUUAUGGUAUGGGUUUAAAAAAUGUUAAACUUUGCUUAACCCAUUUUACAUAUUUUCCAACAGCCUUUAUGUCAUUUAAGAUUUUUCAGUGAAUGAAAAAAUAAAUUAAAGAAAUUGCCUCAUAUCAUGGGUGGAUCCAUGUUAAAAAUGAUGGCACUUCACCAGUGAAUGGGAAUAAGCUGUGCACUACUAAGAGUGAUGAAAGGAAAUGCUGACACACAUGCAAGAUCACCAUGAGUAUGGAUGAGUACAAUGAAUGAACUUUACUGUUACCAUUUGUCUCUGUGGCACUACUGCUGCAAAGAAAUAAAUACAUUGAUGAUUAAUAAUAAUGUUUGUGCAGAAAAAAAAAAAAAUGAUGGCCAGUUGUCAAUGAAAAAUUGUAUGUUAAUGAAUCAAUAAAUUCUACCUACUUCUCCUUUACCAUUUAUGUCAAGCAAUUCAUUCUCUGGAUCAAGGUGUAAGUGGAGAAUCUACAUAGUGAAUCCCUGGUUCCAAUAUAUUUUGCCUCAUGUAAUUGUUAUCCAACUUUGUAUUUAUAUGUAUAGAUAGCAUAGCAAAUACAGAUGAUGGGUGAUUAGCUAUUAAUUUCCCCCAGUAGUGAAAGAGGAAGGACCCUCUAAGAUAGAAGUGAAGUAGGAAGGACCCUUGAAAGUAGACCAAGUUUAAGCUCCUUCACUACUGUAGGAAACGAACAGCUAAUUAUAUCACCUUUAUUUUCUAUGCCUUUGUUUAUUUAUUUAUUUAUUCAUUAAUCAAUUUAUUUAAAUUUAUUUUAUUUUUUACUAUGCCCUACAUAUAAAUACAAAGUUAGAUAACAAUUACAUGAGGCAAAGUAUAUUGGAACUUUUAUUCUUUCAACAUACAAGCAAUUUCUGAAAUUUAUACACAUCUUUCCAUGGAGAAGGAUGUUGGAUAUUGUGACACUAUGCUGGAAAAUCCACAUCAAAGCUGAGAAAAUUCCUAUUUUCAGUUCACCCAAGUGCAGUUCAGUACUAUUGGUACCAUCAUGAAUUUUUAUAGCAAUCUUUUCCUUUAGCCUUGAAAAUCAAGGGUCCUUUGAAUUGCCAGCAUUUGAGCCUCUUCCAAUAAUGAAGAUACAAUUCUUUAUGUAAAAAUAAUGUAAUGUCUCCAACAGUUAUAUAAUACUGUAUUACAUAUUAUGUACAGCACAUUGUGUGGA
Molecule: messenger RNA, 9490 nt
Organism: Portunus trituberculatus (swimming crab)
Lineage: Eukaryota; Metazoa; Arthropoda; Malacostraca; Decapoda; Portunidae
Product: STI1-like protein
Exons: 6
Coding region: 124-879 (251 amino acids)
Molecular function (GO): Hsp90 protein binding
Source: RefSeq, a predicted model, not a curated record